AACCACCAAUUUGGCCGUUUAUGAGGCUUGAGGAGUGGAGAGGACAGAGCCCAAAAGACGCACCGAAUGUUCUGAACACACCCACUACUCUCACUCCAGCCAAACCAUGUCCAUUUCCAUGGCCUUGUUUUCCCCUCCGACCCAUCCUCCAUCCCUCUCUCGCUCUAUACCUCCCAAUUCCAAACCCCACAUCAACCUCAAACCCCACCUCUCUCUCAGUCCACUCAAGAACCCUGUCUUCCUCCUUUCCACCGUCAGGGCCUCGUCUGAUAAUGAGGUUGGAGCUUCCGCCUCAGCUGCCACUGCACCAGAACCAGAAGCAGACCAGAAGGUCCCGGAACCUCCCCAUCCGAUGGCUGAGAAGGAUGAGAGCUCUGCUGGAACCAAUGGGUUUUCGGGGGCAGCGGAAGCAGGAGAAGUUGCGGUCGUUAGUAAGUAUGGGGACACCAGAUGGAUUGGAGGGACUUGGGACUUAAAGCAGUUUGAGAAAGAUGGAAAGACUGACUGGGACGCUGUUAUUGAUGCUGAGGCUAAGAGGAGAAAAUGGCUAGAAAAUAACCCAGAAUCAUCCAGUAAUGAUGACCCUAUAAUUUUUGACACAAGCAUCAUACCUUGGUGGGCAUGGAUAAAAAGGUUCCAUCUACCUGAAGCAGAACUACUUAAUGGCCGUGCUGCAAUGAUAGGAUUCUUCAUGGCUUAUCUGGUUGAUAGCUUGACUGGGGUAGGUUUGGUUGACCAAAUGAGCAAUUUCUUUUGUAAAACUCUGUUGUUUAUAGCGGUUACUGGAGUUCUGGUGAUCCGGAAGAAUGAGGAUAUAGAAAACUUAAAGAAGUUGGUGGAAGAGACGACCUUUUAUGACAAGCAAUGGCAAGCAACCUGGCAGGACGAGACGCCUGGCAGUUCCAAGAAUUGAAUUGUUAAAUUGCUCUUCAUGAGUUUGCCCCCCUAAAAGAUAAAUUCUCAUGAGCAUCUUAUUUUGCAUUGUGUCAUGGUAGUUACUCUGUUAUGGUGAAGAAUGAUGAUUUCAAUUCCUGUCAAUCGUAUUUUAAUCUUAUUUUGCUAGUUCUUGCGCA
This is a messenger RNA of Carya illinoinensis, 1073 nucleotides long. Its product is annotated as light-harvesting complex-like protein 3 isotype 1, chloroplastic. The coding region runs from base 107 to 913 and encodes 268 amino acids. The record is from RefSeq and is a predicted model, not a curated record. Lineage: Eukaryota; Viridiplantae; Streptophyta; Magnoliopsida; Fagales; Juglandaceae. The transcript is spliced from 3 exons.